Molecule: messenger RNA, 465 nt
Organism: Rotaria sordida
Lineage: Eukaryota; Metazoa; Rotifera; Eurotatoria; Philodinida; Philodinidae
Source: the annotation of a GenBank genome assembly
AUGGCACUUCGACUACGUGGUGGCAACCUUGGUGUCGAUUUUGUUGAUUUAAGUGAUGGAAGUGGUUUGAAAAGAUUAAAUUGGUCAACAAGUGCACCAGAAUGGCUUAUAGCUAGUCCAGGAUUGUGUUUAGAAGGACAGUGUACUAAUAGAAGCUGUAAAGCAUAUUCACAGACAGUUAUAAUGAACAUAAGAUUCAAGAAAUUCGAUAUGCUUUUGGGUGUGAAUGAGACAACUUGCAAAUGUCCGAUGUGCCAGAAAUAUGUUAAACCAAAAACAUGUGCAUUCAACCGAUGUUGGUGGUGUUGGAAAGGUGUUAAAGAAGGAGGGGCAGGUGAACCACCAAAGCCGUGUUCCGGCAAUUGGAAAGAAGCUGAUAAUGCAUAUCACCGUUUUGACGAACAGAUAAGUGGUAGUGUCACUUGGCGACAACUUAUCAUAGAAGCUGUGGAAAAUAAACCGUGA